Messenger RNA from Zootoca vivipara (common lizard), 4175 nucleotides. RefSeq names its product gem nuclear organelle associated protein 7 (gene GEMIN7). Gene Ontology annotation, cellular component: SMN-Sm protein complex. NCBI's taxonomy places the organism in Eukaryota, Metazoa, Chordata, Lepidosauria, Squamata, Lacertidae. The record is from RefSeq and is a predicted model, not a curated record. Gene Ontology annotation, biological process: spliceosomal snRNP assembly.
GCAGCCCAAUUUACAAGCCUGCAAAGUCAAUGCAGGCUUUUACAUUGUAGCUUUAACUGCCCCCCCCCCCUCCUUCAAAGUAACACGUGUGAUUAUUCUCAGGUCACGUUCAAACAGAAGCUGGUGCUGUCCCAAAGGCACGAGCCUCGCCAGAAAAACAGCCAACCUGCCCCCUCCCCAGGCCCCAUUCUUCCUGGCGUGCUGCCCAGGAGUGCAGGAGAUCUGGGCCAGGUCCUUAUCAGGCCAGAGGGGGAGAAGGCUUUCAGGGGCCGGCGCUUCCUCCGCCACCAGACAGCACGCGCCGGGAACGAGCUGUCUGUGGAAAGAGCGCGUCAACAGGGCCUCAGGAGGAAGCGUUGCGGUCAUCACCCAGGGCAGACUCUUGGAACAAACACACCGUGCAGGAAUGUGGCCUAGUUGGGGACCUGGGCGAAGGGUUGGGGAGAGGUAAUCUCCAGCAAGGCUGAAGGGUGCGGCAUUCCCUCCCAGAAGCCUAAGCUGGAAAAAGGUCUUGGCUGUAGGCGCACAUUAAGCUGGAUUGAAUGCACAGCAGUUCAACUGUCCUUUCCCAAGGCAGAAUUGCAGUUCCUUAAGCUGGAGGUGUGCAGUAUAAUGUCUGCUUUAGUUGAGAUCCCUGCAUUGCAGGGGGUUGGACUAGAUGACCCUUGGGGUCUCUUUCAGCUCUACAAUUCUGUGAUUCUAGGAUGCCUUUUCUUCAUGCUCAUGCUGGGGACCCUGACCACUAAGCAAGCCCACCGUCAUUCCUGAGCAGCAACUUGUGCUUUGAGUCCACCACUGACACCAGGAAAAUUCUGCGGGAGCUUCCAGGGUACGUGGUCCAUUUGAACCAUGGGAAGCUUUCUGGCGCUCCAGAAUUGAAAAAUACGGAGCUUUUUGUCUCCUACCAGGUGGUUCAGAGAGCAUGCUGAACCUGUAUGUGUCCUGGCUACCCACUUGAAUGGCUUUGGAAGAGGAUGGAGUAGAUUCAUGGAGAGUGUCACAGCACUGUCAGGCAAGGAAUGUCCAGAAUGAGGAGUUAACUCUUUAUUGUCAAAAGUACACUUACAAGUUGGGGAAAGGCAUGUCCACCCAUGCUACCUCCCUCAACUACGCCCGGUUUGCACCCAAUGUGGCAGUUGCUGCAACAGAGAGCCCUCGCCCCCAGUUUAUGUACAGUGAGGGGGGAAAGUAUUUGAUCCCCUGCUAAAUUUGCCCGUUUGCCCUCUGACGAAGAAAUGACCAGUCCAUAAUUUCAACGGUAGGUUUAUUGUAGCUGUGAAAGACAGAAUAACAACAGGAAAAGAAACCCAGAAACCCAGAAUACAAAAGUCAGAGAUUGAUGUGCAUUAUAAUGAGUGAAAUAAGUAUUUGAUCCCCUAUCAACCAGCCAGAUGUCAGGCUACCUGGUAUCUUCACUGUAUGUAAUGAGCUGAGAUUAGAAGCACCUGCUGUAAGGGAGAGGUCUUACCUGUACUCCCAGCUCGUUACAGUACCUGUACAAAAGACACCUGUCAACAGGCGCAAUCAAUCCAGCAAUCUUUUCCCCCUCACUGUAUAUUCCCUACCCGAGUUUUACACUGGCAGGUGCAGACUAUGCCUGCGUGUAGCCCGCUUCUGCUGCUCCCACUUCAAUCCUCUUCUAGUCUUGGGACCCAGAGGGCAGUGAUGCAGCAGUUGGCCUCAUCUGAGGACAGGCAGCCCUCGUGCAAUCACACCCACGGCAGAGAUAUGGCACAACCUAACCCGAUGGCAACCGACUAGAAGGAGGCAAGAGUGGCAUGGCGAAUUGGGCAGAGAGGCAGCAGAUGGGCUGCUCUGUGGCUGGGUCCUUUGAGCCUAGAGGACUGUGAAUCGUGCUGCUUUCUUCCAAUGCUAGUGCGUACUGCCCUGCCUUUUUGGAGUCGAUCCUCCUUUGGGGGCACAUCUGCACUAAAAACCCAACAGAGGUGAACUGUCACGGGUUUCCCGUUGCAAGGAACUUCGGGAAUUCCGAAUCGUUCCAGGGGUGAACCGCCUCUUCUUCAAGCUACCGUCCACCAAGGAUGCUGUAGAGAGGAAGCAGGCACAUUGAGCUGAAAAUUCAUUUUAGGUAACCAGCAGAGGCUAGGCUUGGCUAAAAGUCUAAGGCUCUGGAUUCAGCAGCAUCCAUCUCUGGCCCAGGCCAACCCUUCUUGCUCUCCACCUUACACCAGAGUUGUCCUUGGCUGCCAGUGGUUGUUUCUCCAGCUCGCUGUGCAAAACAUCCUCUUUGCCGCUGACCCUGGGCUUGGCCGCCCGCCACAGAGGAUGUUGGCACAGUGAGGGAGCGUCAAGUUGGUGCCGCCACCGUCCAGAGGGGAAAACAGGCUGUCCUCGUGCAGCAGCACUUCCUGUUUACAGGCCCCCAUAAGCCUAUGCUUAACCCUCUGCUGCCUGAAGACCAGCAGCCUUGGCUGCUGAAGCGGGCAAAACGUUCCCAGCUGGCAAGAGUUCUGCCCUUGGCACAAGGCAGAAGUGACCCAAAAUUCCAAGGGUGCACAAUGAAGGUGCCAGUUGCGGUCAUCCGCCUGCCCCAUGGACCCGACGGGUCAAGCCGCGGCUUCGAUCCCAACUCUCCCCGUUUCCAGGCCCUUGGUCCUGCCAGCCUCUCCUCUGGGAGCACAGCAGACCUGGAGCAGGAGCAGCAAAGUCGUGUGAUGCUUCGAGAACGCUACCUGCGCAGCCUCCUGGCCAUGGCUGGACAGCCCGUCAGAUUCACCAUGUACGAGAGGGUCAAGGUCACAGCUUUGUUUGGAACAUCCGACAUUGACAUCCUGAACUUCCAGGUCUCCGAGCUACAGACUCCACUAGGGAUACAGAGAGAAGCGCUGCUCCGAUGUUCAGACAUCAUCGCGUACUCCUUUGAGCUUUGACAGCUCUGCCUUUUUACUAUUAAAGCACCUUUUAUAAGUAUGUGUUCAGUCCUUUGUGAGUUGCAGAGAGCAGGCUCGGGUCAUUCAUAGCAGACAUGUCCAGUGGGCUAUGACAAAUUAAGAAAUGAGUUUGAACUGCAGAGGCGGCUGCCUGCCACAUCUCUGCACGAUUCACUGUUCUGCACGCACUGCCUCCCACUCAGAUUCUGGGUCUCUGUUGCAAGUAGGAGCUGUAGCAAAAUGUCACAGUAUGAAGUGUUGCACCCCACUGCUUUCCUGUUUGUUUUCCCAAUAUUGCCAACAUUACAAGCUCCCAUUUUUGCUGUUUUGCUGCUAAUCCCUCCUCCUUGUGGGCAGCCCCAUUUUAACUACACCACACUAGCAAUGACACAGCAUCAACACUGUAGAGCAAGUUAUUCUCUCAUUCAAUAAAGCAUUGCAAUACAGCAAAUGCAGAUUCAGCAGCUGCUUCUAAACGAAUGGCAGGACUUAAAACCCUGCCUCCCUCCCUGGAGGGAUGGCAGUUGGUUGCAGAUGCUUGGUGCUGGGUCUCCCAUGUUCUUUGGCAUUUAUCUGAAACUAGCAGUGCAGUGAGCUGCUUCAGCUCAGAUGAAAGUGAAUUAAUUUAACAUGCAUUGCAGCUCAGUUCGGGCUCGCACUCAGGGCUGACUUUUUUAUGCUUAUCCUUUUGAGUUUUAUCAUAAACCAUCAUGAAAUAUCCAGUUAGCCUACUGAGGACUCCCAAGUCUCCUGGUCCCAGCCACGGUGCUUUGAUUCACACUGAGUUGCACACACUGAGAACAGGAUGCUGCACUGGAUAGGCUUUUUAUUUGAUCCAGCAAGGCUGUUAUCCAGAGAAAUGACACCCUGGGUCAUUUGUGCCUGCCCUUGGACUUAUGUGACUAUAUUUCACUCUAGCACCCUGACAUUGGCUCCCAGUACGUUUCUGAACACAAUUCAAAGUGUUGGUGCUGACCUUUAAAGCGCUAAAAGGCCUCGGCCCAGUAUACCUGAAGGAGCGUCUCCACCCCCAUUGUUCUGCCUGGACACUGAGAUCCAGCGCCGAGGGCCUUCUGGCAGUUCCCUCACUGCAAGGAGCAAAGCUACAGGGAACCAGGCAGAGGGCCGUCUCGGUAGUGGCACCCGCCCUGUGGAAUGCCCUCCCAUCAGAUGUCAAAGAGAUAAACAACUACCGUACCUGACAUUUAGAAAACAUCUGAAGGCAGCCCUAUUUAGGGAAGUUUUUAAUGUGUGACAUUUUAUUGUAUUUUAAUCUUUGUUGGA